Messenger RNA from Myzus persicae (green peach aphid), 1869 nucleotides. RefSeq names its product piggyBac transposable element-derived protein 3-like. NCBI's taxonomy places the organism in Eukaryota, Metazoa, Arthropoda, Insecta, Hemiptera, Aphididae. The coding region runs from base 1 to 1869 and encodes 622 amino acids. The record is from RefSeq and is a predicted model, not a curated record. The transcript is spliced from 2 exons.
AUGUCACGUAAUAAAUUACGUGAUGAAGAUAUUCUUGAAUUAUUAGGAGAUGGUAGAAAUUCGGAUUUAUCAGAUUUCUCUGACGAAGAGGACAUACAUUUUCAAUCCGAAGAAUUUAAUCGUUUUAUAGAGAAUUUUGAUUUUGAUUUGCAAAGUGAUGAUGAUUUUAUACCUACACAGGAUUUGCAAGAUGAUGAUGAUUUUAUACUUGCACAGGAUAUUGAUGAACAUGAUAAUGUUAUUGAUGUUGUGCCAGAUUCAAUCACAGAUCCAUUUGAUAACCAAAAUGAUUUUAUGCCAGCGUUUGUUGAUAAAAGAAGUAUAAAAUGGAAAAAACAGCCUUUUGUACCUUCGAAAAUUAGUUUAGAAGAACUUGAAGAACGUCAUUUUCCCGAAGAAAUACCAACACCACUAGAUUAUUUUAUGAAAUAUAUUCCAGACAAUGUGUAUGAUGAGAUGGCUACAUAUACAAACACUUAUGCACAACAGAAUGGUAAAUUAACUUGGAUUGAAACAAACUCCAGGGAAAUGAAAAUAUUUGUUGGUGUUCAUUUACUUAUGGGGGUGUUUGGUCUACCACGAAUACGAAUGUAUUGGGAACAAAAGUCCAGAAUAAAUAUUGUUGCUGAAAAUAUUACAAGAAACAGGUUUUUUGAGUUAAGGUCAAACUUUCAUAUUAUGGAUAACAACGACAUUCCAAUAAACAAUAAAGAUCGUUUUGUAAAAGUAAGGCCAAUCUACAAUAUUUUGCAAAAAAGAUGUAAUGAAUUACCUGUCGAAAAAAAUGUGUGUGUCGAUGAGCAAAUGGUGCCGUUUAAAGGUAAACUAAGCGUAAAACAAUAUAUGCGUGGUAAGCCAAAUCCCUGGGGAAUUAAGUUAUAUCUUAUGUGUGGCGAGAGUGGUCUGGUGUAUGAUUUUCUUCUUUACCAAGGAUCUACCACUGAACUAAAUUGUAAUAUACAAAAAGUAUUUGGUUUAGGUGGUGCUGUGGUUUUGAAACUUACCAUGCUAUUAAAAAAAAACCGUCAUUUUUUGUACAUGGAUAACUUUUUCACUUCUUUCAACUUAUUACAUGCACUACAACAAAAUUGCAUAUAUUCUGCAGGCACAGUUAGAGUUAAUCGGUUUGCAAAUCCGCCUUUUAUCAGUGACAAAGAACUAUCAAAAAUGGGUCGUGGAUCAUCAUUUGAAGUGAGUUCUAACAUGCCUAAUAGUAAUAUUGGAUUAAUCAAAUGGUAUGACAAUAAGGCAGUGGUAUUAGGGUCUAAUUUCAUAACCUCUGGGGUUCCUGAUGACAUAAAAAGGUAUGACAAGAAAGAAAAAACUUACAUUAUGGUAAAUAGGCCAGAAAUUGUAAAAUGUUACAACCAGUCUAUGGGAGGAGUAGAUAAGCAUGAUCAACUUGUAAGUUUUUUCAGAACAUUUAUUAAAUCUAGAAAGUGGACACUGAGAAUGAUCACACAUGCCUUUGACAUGGCCUGUGUAAAUAGUUGGUUGGAAUACAAAUUAGAUUGUAAACAUAUUGGCAUUUAUAAAACAAUGGACCUACUGCACUUCAAGGAAAGCUUAGGUGAAACCCUAAUUUUAGUAGGUAAGACUUUUGUAAAGAAAAGAGGUAGGCCUAGCAAUAGUCCAUCACCAUUAUCAACUCCAGUUCGAAAACGACUCAGGAAUAUUGAUCAAAGACCAUUUGAAGAGGUACGAUUUGAUCACAUUGACCAUUUACCAACAAAUGACAAUAGUAACUACCCUGUUCGCUGUAAAAAUGAGGGGUGCAAGCUACGAAGUCCUGUAAAAUGUACUAAAUGUGGUGUUCAUUUAUGUUUUACUAAAAGAAAUGUAUGCUUCAGAUUGUACCACAUCAAAUAA